Geodia barretti is the source of this 792-nucleotide messenger RNA. NCBI's taxonomy places the organism in Eukaryota, Metazoa, Porifera, Demospongiae, Tetractinellida, Geodiidae. The record is from the annotation of a GenBank genome assembly.
AUGCUUGAGGGCAUCCUUCAGGAAAUGGGGUCGGUUAUAGUGGCCUACUCCGGAGGGGUCGACAGCACAUUCCUGGCCGCUACUGCCCACGACGUCCUUGGAGAUCGGAGCCUGGCUGUGACGGCGUCUUCGCCCAGCAUGGCCCCUGACGACCUGGAGGAAGCCGCGGCUACAGCGAUACAGCUGGGCCUGCGUCACAGGGUGAUUGAGACGAAUGAGGUGCAGGACCCGCGCUACAUCGCCAACGACGCCCGCAGAUGCUACUUCUGCAAGCUGGAGCUUUAUACCUGGCUGCAACCCAUGGCCGCCGAGGAGGGCUACGACUGGAUAGCCAGCGGCACCAACCUGGACGACCUGAAGGACUUUCGCCCGGGUCUGAAGGCGGGCCAGGAGUACGGCAUACGCAACCCGAUGGUGGAGGCGGGGCUUACCAAGGAGGAUAUCAGGGUUCUCUCGAAGCGGCGCGGCCUGUCCACGUGGGACAAGCCAGCCCAGCCGUGCCUGUCGUCCCGCAUACCGUACGGUAUGCCGGUGUCGGUGGAGGCCCUGCAGCGAAUAGCGCAGGCCGAGGCGUGUCUGAAGGAGCUGGGGUUGCGUCAGUUCAGGGUGCGCCACCACGACUCCAUUGCACGUAUCGAGGCGGAGCCGGAGGAUAUGGCGCUGCUACUGGAGCCGGGGCUACGCGAGAAGCUGGUAUCUGAUAUGCGAGCGCUGGGCUACCUGUACGUUACACUGGACCUUGCCGGAUUCCGUACAGGCAGCCUCAACGCCGCUCUGAAGGUCAAGUCCUAG